AUGUGCUAUGACCAAGACGCACCUGUUCUCCCAAGGAGUCCGGUGCCAGGCUCCCCACCUCGACCAAGGAGGAGGAUCGAGUCACGUAGCCUUUCUCGCGAAUCUAAGCCAGCAUCUCUCAAGCUUACCAUCAGCAACGGUUCAACAGCGACUGUGCCCUCUACCCCAGCAUUUCCAGCACGAUCAGAGUCUCUCCCUUCUUCAGCAAUAGAGGAGAAAGAUCUUCCACCUCCACCACCUGCAAAGUCCGAGAGGCGGAAGUCGAUUAAGCAGUCUAAUACGGGAAGCCAAUCGUCAAGGCCAGCGACGGAUCUCGCGAGAAACGAUUCGCUUCUUUCCCAAGGCGAAAGCAGAGACUCUACGGAGACGUCUACUACAACCACAUCAUCGGUUAUUGGGCGCAAAGCAGUACCAGACCAAGGUCUCAAGAAGUUCAAAAGUCUGGCAGAACUGAAUAACGGACCGCGAGGAAGGAAGGGCGCUCCAAUGCCCCCCACAUCAGCGCCCAGAAACUUGAGCGUUGAUAGCCAGCGAUCAGAUGCUGUCUCAAGGAAAGGCAGUGUCGACAGUCAAGCAAACAUGCCCGAGGCUGCCACACCUCAGCCCGCCGAAAAGCUACGAAAGACGGAAGCAGAGCUCCCACCGACACCAGAGGAAGAACAAGACACCAGGGUCCCUGUACCACCUAAGAAAGUCUUCACGGGUCUUCCCUCAAACCCUCGUAUCAAAGCCCCGGCAUCGCCCCUUCACUUCCGCGGCAAAAGCAGCACAGGCUUCAAUGUCUUGAAGGUAUAUAUUUGCCUCCCUUUUCCCUCCCCAGUACUUGUACGAUAG
Alternaria incomplexa is the source of this 834-nucleotide messenger RNA. RefSeq lists its product as uncharacterized. The coding region runs from base 1 to 834 and encodes 277 amino acids. The transcript is spliced from 2 exons. NCBI's taxonomy places the organism in Eukaryota, Fungi, Ascomycota, Dothideomycetes, Pleosporales, Pleosporaceae. The record is from RefSeq and is a predicted model, not a curated record.